CCAAAUUAAAAAGCACAAAAAUAUAGCAAUAAUGAUGGACGAAUUCAAAGAUCAAAUAGUUAAUAAGCGUGACAUACAGACUUUUGUGGAAACAAAAUUAUUCCGACUCCGAAAUAUUUUAAUACAUCUUCACGAAAAUACUGAAAACUGCAGGGUUGUAGUUAUUACGAGGAACACCUGGACUGUUACUACCGAUAAAAGCAACUAUGCUGAAACGUCAAAUUGUAACCCAAUUCAAGUUUCAAUAUGGGGAUUUCUUAGAUCAGUUCAAAGAGAAACCAUGUCUUUUCAACUCUACAUUGUUGAUUUUCAGGAUUAUAGUAAUGAGCAGAUAUCCGAGACCGGAAUCUUGGAAUUUUUAAUGUGUGAAUUUUCGAACAAUCUUAAAAACCAGGGUGAAAUUCUGGUCACAGCGGGUGCAGUAUAUUCAUUCGAAUGUACGGGCUUUUAUGAAAUGAAAGAUUACAUUGAACGAGACCAGUCCUCAUUAGGCGAUUUUGAAAUGUUUUCUUCACAGAAAGAUAAUAUACAAGAUCGUUUUCAAAUGUAUCCUUGCCAUGAAAGAGGAAAUGCUAACCCAAUUAAUACAGUUGUAAUGCGCGUGGACUUCUUGGUUGUCCAAAAUCCAGAUUUAUACCCCUAUUGUUUCGAUUCCCAAGAGCAAGAAGACACCGACGAACCAACCAAAUUUCCUAUCUAUUGCCUCGAGACGCAUUGCUAUGAAGAAAACAAUCAAAAUGAUUUUUAUAUAUCAUGCUAUCCCGUACAUGCAUCAAACAGGAUAAAGGUACCUAAAUCCUGUUGUAUACCACUGUCACUAUUACCCGGGUACCACCCUGGAUUAAUAACAAUCUUCGUAACUAUGUGGCAUAUAUGUGAGCAUAUAACAUCCAAGUCUGUUGUCUUAUUUUGCGAAGAUAACACUUCAUUAUAUGAAGAAAUUAUAUGCUUAAUGCUGCGAUGUAGGAAAGUUAAAACUACUCGAGUUUCUCGAAACACCAACAAUCUAACAACUGAAUGCGACUUAAUAAAUCUAACACGAUUAGACAAAAGUAUAAUUCUACAAUUUGCUAAAGUGAGAAGAUUUACUAGCCUUUCUGCUCUUGUGACACAAGACUGCUUACGUCUAUUAUAUCACCACAUGCGAGAUUCGGAAAUUGAAGUUUUAAGGGAAUUGGACAUAUUUUCACACAGAAAGCUCACAUCUACCAUGCCAAAGAUGACAAAAUGGUUGCAGAAUUCAACUAAAGCUGUAGAAAUUAUUAUAAAUGAUUAUGGAGCAUUCACGGAAUCUGCAGAUUAUCUGACCAAGUUGUUUUCUCCAAAGAAUAUCAGUUAUCACCAAUCACCAUUACGCUUAAGACCACCAGAUCGAAUACUCAAUAAAUCGGCUGCUUAUGUAGUUGUUGGUGGUUUAACUGGACUUGGGUGGCAGUGUGUUAAAUGGCUGGCUGAACAUAACGCUGGGGUUAUUGCUUGUUUCAACAGCAGAAAUCCCACACCGGACGACAAGAGGAAAAUGGAAAUAUUAUCCGAUAAAUGCUGUUGUCAGAUUAUUGCUGUAAAAACAGACGUAACAAUUUUUAUUUCUUUGGAAGGGUCGUUUGAAGAGCUCAUGUGCCAAUUCCCGAUGAACACCAUUAAAGGCGUGAUCUUCGGAGCAGGUGUAUUGAGAGAUUCUACAUUGAUUAACAUGACGGAGGAACAAUUAACAAAAGUCUUAGAUCCUAAAAUUGCUGGGGCUUGGAACAUGCACUUAGCAACAGAAACCAAACAAAUUAAAUUAGAUUUCUUUAUUCUUCAUUCUUCAAUAACAUCAGUAUUCGGGGCACCAGGGCAGAGUAAUUAUGGGGCGGGAAAUGCUUUCCAGGACAGCUUAGCAUUUUAUCGCCGAUCAAAGGGAUUACCCGCACAAAGCAUAAACUGGGGACCUUUAGACAUGGGAAUGUUGGAAAAUGUCAAUGAUAAUUUGCGUAAUAGACAAAGACUAGAAAAGCAAGGUUACCGUCUAAUUUGCAAAGACGAUAUUGGACAUUGCCUAGAAUCUGCCAUUUUAUCAGAUCUUCCACAGAUUAUUGUAACUGAUCUAAAUUUAGAGCUCCUUAAAACUACUCUGUUGGGGAACAAAGACAUGUUUGCCAUAGAAAAGCUUCGUGGUACAUUACAGAAAUCUGGAAAUAUCACUGAAGUAACUGCGGACACAAAUUCUGAAACAAUACAAAUAAGUACCCACGUUUUACAGUCAGCAACUACCGAAGAAAGAAUAUCAAUGAUCGAAUCUUACAUUUCUCAAUUAGUAUGUAAAGUUCUGAUUUUAGAUGAAAACAGUUUAUCGUCGAACACCUGUCUAGUGGAUGAAGGAAUGGAUUCAAUGUCAGCUAUGACAGUUGUGAACGAAGUAAAGAAGAAUAUUAGCUCCACAAUACCUAUUAGUUUAUUAUUUUCACCAGAUACAACUGUAGCUAGUCUUUCAAGUUUUAUAAAUGAGAAUAUCAGGAGUAGCAAUAAGGUUGACUGUCAAGAUGACAACGUUAACAACCAACAAACCAUAUCCCACAUGGAGUACAGAUAUUACAAAUUAAACCAAAAUCCACAAGCUUGCAAAGCAUUCCACCUAUUAUUUGAUAUGGAAUUUUCAGAUUUAAGCCUGGAUAAAGAGAAAAUGAACAGUUUGUUGUUGGAAAUAACGAACAGAAAUCCUAUUCUUAGAACAACUUACUCAGGAGUAUUGCGUCCAGGAGGCUCAAAAGAGGACAUCAAACGAAAUCUGAUUGAAGCAAACCAAGCACUUGAUCUGAUUGUAAUCGACAAAGACACUCGAAACAUCGAUGAAGCAUUUGAAAAGGAAAGUAUGGAACACUUUGAUUUGAAGUCCAAAGGACCCGUCCGUUUCAUAUACCACACAAAUGGUUCAUCUAUGCGAAUCGCCAUUAUAUGCAAUCACAUAGCAUUUGACAUACAAGCGAUGAACAUGUUAUUGAAGGAAUUCAUAAACUGCUUGAAAAGUGCCUGUAUGUACGGCGACCUUAAACAUCUUCCAAUACCAACAUCUGAAAAUAAUAGAUUGGCAGCGAAUAUAAUGCAUGGGGAACUAGAAUCAUCAUCUAGUGCGAUGAAGAGUUUUUGGAAAGAGGAGCUAUCUAAGGGCGUCCCGUUGAUUUCUAUCGAUUCUCCCAAAAGAUGUGACUUACACGGUCUGUCAGUUACAGCUCAUAGACAAUUAUCUGGAGUACUACACAAUAAUCUAAGUAGACUAAGCAAGACACUACGGACAACAACCCCUAAGAUAAUGAUGUCUAUGUAUUAGCUGUUUUUGAGUCUUCGGUCUGGAAAUCGUAGAGUAUUUAUUAUUCUACCCGAAGACCUUCGGGGGUUAUUACCAGCUACUAAAAACUUUAUGGAAUGCUUAAUAAACCAUAUUCCAAUUUUUGCAGAUAUAGAACAUUCCAUGUCCGUGAAAGAUUUUCUUGUUACUAACUCCAAACACGUCAAUGACAUUCUUGAUAACAGUCUGUUUCCCUAUGAUGAAAUAGAAAAACUUAUACCUAAGGAUGCUAACAAAGACUUGUACCGCCAUGUUUUGACUUUUAACGAUUAUUCAUUUGUUGACCAAUUAACAGCAAUGAAGGAUGGAAUUGAACUGCAAGUGAAAGAAACCAAUAAUGAACAUAUUUUUGGCGAAUCCUUUUUAUUCGUUUUCACUAAUUUUAAUGCCCAAACAACGUCACUAAAGCUGCAGUUGUGUGCAGAGAUGUACAGUCAAUCUGAUGUAGAAGAUCUUAUUGACCAAAUUAUUGAACUUUUACAAGAAAUGGUUGAUCAGCCCGAAAUUAAAAUCGGACAGCUAAAAAUGGCAGCACCUAAAGAACAUUAGAGGGGAAAUUCUGACGAGAAACAUCUACAAGAAUGUGACAAAUGAUGGUGUAAAAAGAAUUUAAGUGACGGCAUUCAAUGUUAUUUUAAAGAAAGGGAAAGUAAUAGGCUGGUAUGAGUACUUCGAAUUUACGUAAGCGGGGGGGGGGGGGAAUCCGGAACAAACGAUUCUUGCUUUUUAUGAAAGGUCUAUAUGAGUACAACUUCAGGGGAAAAAAAUCCACCGAAAAUCGGCCAUGGGCAAAAAGAGUUAUAGGCGUUUUGGUUUUCGUACCCAUUCGACUUAUCAAUCCACCAUUUCGUCUCUUUUUCUUUGGCAUUCCGAGGAUAUAUUUGUGCAUCACAAAUGCCUAUCCGCUAUUAGACAAUCGACACAAGUUAGUAGAUUCCCAUGUUGGGAAAUUCUGAUUGUAAAGACAUCCAUGAUUGCCCCACCCAAAAGGCUAAGUUAGAUCAGCGCAUUUACUAGGCGCCUCUAAUUGCCCCACACCCAUAUGCAAAAUUUUCAGCAAAUUUACAUGUAUCAAAAGACCACCUUCAGACAUUUCAGUGGUGGGCGUUCUCCGCAGGCCUGGGCGAUUUAUCUACUACUACUCAAUACUAACUAAAUGCUACCUCAUUAUUGUGGGAAACUACCAUAAUACUUCAAUUAUGUUGGGUGGUAUUGGGUAAACUUCCUGUCGUCCCCUCCAGACGCUCCUAUUUCCCCAACACCAAAGGCUAAGAGAGAGAGAGAGAGACAUGGGGUUUAACAUCCACUCGACACAACUAGGUCAUUUCGGGACUAACAUAUGGUUUAAUUUUAUUUCAAUAAUUCGCCUGCGCAUAGGGGUCUUUAGCAGUGGGAGGAAACCCACGAGGUUGGACAGGCGACCCUACUCUUUGUCACGUACAACCGGGGAUUCAAAACCACGCCAGUCGACUCAAUGACAGACUUUAUGAUACAGCGCGCGCUAACCAUUCAGCCACCGGAACGUAACUUCCUGACUUUUGGCCCCAGAUUGUCCGAAAAAUCGCCCUUUUUAGCUUGUGGUCCCUCUGGAGAUCACAAUUAUUAUCGGAUUUAAAUAAAAACGUUUGAUUAUAUCACCGUUACACCGUAAGGAAGGUUGAGUUAGAAUUUCGUGAAAAUCGGACCAAAAUUACCGGACAGAAUGGCCGCCGUUUGUACGCGAAUAGUGUAAAAAUAUGGUAUAUCAAGGUCGUGGACCCUAUAGAGGUCACAAUUUUUAUCCAAUUUUGUUGAACCUUGAAAUGUAAGUUUAUAACCCAAAGAUCUCGGUUACUGUCGAUAUUCGCGCAUAUCGGAUGUAACUUCCUGAAUUAUAGCCCCUGAUUGUACGAAAAAUCGCGUUUUUAGCUUGUGGAUCCUAUAGAGGUCAUAAUUUUUAUCCUGUUUAAAAAAAAACGUUUGAAUAUAUCACCGUUACACCCUACGGGUGGUUGAGUUCGAAUUUCGUGAAAAUCGGACCAAAACUGACAGACAAAAUGGCCGCCCCUCGUACUCAAAUAGCGUAAAAAAAUAUGGUAUAUCAAGGUUGUGGACCCUCUAGAGGUGACAAUUUUCGAUAUUCGCGCAUAUCGGAACGUAACUUCCUGAAUUAUGGCCCCUGAUUGUACGAAAAAUUGCGAUUUUAGCUUGUGGACCCUAUAGAGGUCAUAAUUUUUAUCCGAUUUAAAAAACCGUAUUAUUAUAUCACCGUAAAACCCUAAGUACGGCUGAGUUCGAAUUUCGUGAAAAUCGGACCAAAACUGACAGACAAAAUGGCCGCCCCUCGUACUCAAAUAGCGUAAAAAAAAUAUGGUAUAUCAAGGUUGUGGACCCUCUAGAGGUGACAAUUUUCUUCUGAUUUUGAUGAAACUUGAAAUGUAAGUUUAUAACCCAAAGAUCUUGGUUCCUUACGAUAUUUGCGCAAUAUCGGAUCGUAACUUCCUGAAUUAUGGCCCCUGAUUAGCUUGUUCUCUAUCCAUCUCUUGCAAAAUAUGGGCGUAUCCUGCCUGGCAGCCGCUGGUUCAGUAGUGGUGUAUCCCAGCCAGAAGUCUAAUUGCUCCACCCAAAAACUAAUGUAAAUUACCACAUGGCUAACGUAUUAAAUGUAUCUGAAAACCAUCAACAUAUUCCAUCGAAUCAUAAAUGGCCACUCUCAAGUAUUUUCAGUGAACAUACGAACUGUAAAUCGGACCGUUUCCAACAAUAAUUGACUGACCGCGCUCACUGUAACUCUUUAUGGCGAAAACGAACGCAUCCCUUGAUGACCCUAAUGAUUCUGAUCAUGAAUCCUUGACAGACGAAUCCAAUUCCGAUCCAAAAGAGGACGAGUAUACUAGUCUUUUUUUAGAUGCUCACUGACUAUUGAAUUACCUGAUACAGGACAUUUCAGAUGUUUAUUUCUGACGAAGUGUCGAUGCAAAUUCUCUCGUCGCUAUUAUUGAAAUGGUAAAGAGAUCAGCGUCACCACUCACCAGCUCUCCUCCACAUUACCGCCUGAUACAUAUAACACUUUUCGCGACAGAUUGAAGCCAAUGCCAAACUACACAUCCUGGUGAAAUGCAGCCAUACCAAUAAUAUCAACCAUCUAAAACUCUAUCCAAGCACCUGUUAGAACAUCUCAGAAUGAAUAUAUUACGAAAACUGUUAUCAAUCUUAGCCUCCUCACAGGUAACAACCACUCCAAAAGAGAACACGAAGCUGCAAUAAUGGAUAUAGCUGACUACGUCAGCAUUGUCAACAAGACGGGUAACGAAAAAAAACCUUUCCGCUCAUCAAACUUAACACCCGAAACACGUUUGGCACAACCAAAAUCAACCUAAAUCCGAGACUGUCUACCACAAAACAGUCCAAUACCUUUCGAAUUUUUAUUCUUACUGGACUCCAAAGACUUUUGUAAUAACAUCAACGUAACUCCCCCCCCCCUACACCCCCUACUCUUUACUAGACCAGCGUAAUGGUAAUAAGUUCACUAUAUAUACAGAAAAAAUCGAAAAAUCCGAAAACUACUGUAAAGUACCUAAAAAAAAAAUUGAUACCCGAAAUACCAAAAAAUCACUAAAAUACCGAAAAAACAACACUAUUUACCGAAAAAAAACCUAGGCCACACAUAAAAAUUGUUUUGUGGGUCAUGGGUCAGGCUAGGUCACGCAUAAAAAAAAGAGAAAAAUUGGUCAUGGGCAAGGGUAAGGGUGAGUAAGACGAUGGCUCGCUAGCCUAGAGGUCUCGCCAGUUCGAUCAAGGUGUUGGCCUAGAAAGAUCAUCGGGGUUUUACAAGGAUUAUUCAUUUUGAGGUCGGAUACCAAAACCAAAUCGUCCGUAAAGAAAUUACCCAAGGUAGAUUGCGGUGGUUUCUUUUCUUGGGUACUAUGUACAUACCUCCUUACUAAAAAGCAAAAAUCAUUUGUUCGGAAUUUUUUUUUUAUUUGCAAAAUAAAGUCUGAUUUCUGAAAUAGAUAUUAUAGGUAAAAUUAAUUAUAUUUAUGAUAUGUUCGUUAAAAAAGUAUUAACAUUAGUGUUACUUUGCUUUUAUUUUUUUAACAAAUUUUCACAAGUUGAUUUCCUUUAUUUUGUUAAUGUAGAAUGGUAAUGUACUGCUCUUUUCAUUUUCUUUGUUUUAUUUGUUUCGUUUGAAUUUGAUUUAUCAGUUUAGUUUUUGGUUGUUUAAUUUUUGUUAAUGAAGUUGAUUCUUUUAAACUUCGUUUUUAUUUUUGAACUCUACUUGGUGUAGGUGUUCAUCAGGUAAUACCUCGACUGAGUUCAAUAUAGAGAUUAGCCGGUUGAUUUGUUGGAUAUAAACCUUUGAAUAAUAGCGCCUAACAGGCAGCUGUGUUUACAUAUGUUCUCCUGAUUUUGAUUGUUUUUGUGUGUUUGAAGUAUAUGUUUGUGAUAUGCGCUUAGAAACACUUCACGUGUAAUGAAGCGCUAUAUAAAUCGAACAAUAAUAAUAAUGGUUAUAUUCUAGCGAGGACAAAUUGAUUUUUUUCUGUUUUGAUAUUCCUAUGGGAUUUACUUCGACAAAGAAGCGUCUAUCCAAUUUGCACAACAUGUUCUAAAUUAAGGGCUCUUUUUUGUUUUGUGUCUUUUUCAUUCUUUUUACUCCAGUGGUGUCCCAAUUACUUGAACUAGAAACAAGAAAAGCGGUAUCCUGAUUACAUUUGUCAGAGGGCAACGUGCACACUGCACAGUUGGAAACAAAAUUUAAUUGAUCUGUGCGAAACUGUUAUCCCUGGGAACUUAGAUAAUUUGAAACGCACAAUACUAUGAUAUAAGUUUAAUUCCUUAUAUUUAUCUGUUAGUAGUAAUGUUAUCCCCCCCCCCCCGCGCACACACACUCACCCACGCACUCAUAUACACCCACGCCCCCCCCCCCCACAUACACACAAACACCAGAGCUAGUGGAAAUAUGUGUAUACACUUAUUUGAAAAAUACAUUUAGGUCUACAUUAUUUACUUUAGGAACUGUCUCUGAUCGGACGAUAUCCGCUGACAGUUCCAAUCGCUUCCAAUAUAGCUGCAAUAUGAAAAUACGUUAAAUUACCGCUCUUCACCAACUCUGUUCUCAGGCUAUUUUACAACGUGAAUGUUUGUUUUUUGCAAAAAGGAAUCAUUUCUCCUCAUAUCUGACACAAAUUUAUAAUAAUUCAACAUUAUGUUCAAGUAGAGUUUAGCGAUUAAAUAAACAUGCGGUCCCCUGCGCAUGUUCGAGUCUCGUAAUGGCUGAUCAGUUCAAACUUAUUUUGUGUAUGUUUUUAAUCGCAGAAUUCUACUUGAAAAUAGUGUUCAAUUAUUAUAAAUGUGUGUCAGCUGUGGCAAGAAAUGAUUCCUUUGGCAAACAAAGAAGAAUCGGGCUGACAAAUAGUCGGUAAGGAUUCCAAAAGGUGGGGAUGAUAAAUGGUAUUUUCAUAUUACAGUUAUAUAGGGAACUGUCAGCGGAUAUCGUCCAAUCAGAGACAGUUCCUUAAAAGGACAAUAACACUCUUGCUGGCUUAACAGCUCCAAAUAAUAAAAAAAGUAGCCUUAUUCUAAGUACUAGAUGUGUUAGUGUCCUACCUGUUGUGUAAAUUAUCCAUUAAAUCCUAUUUUACUUGUCCAGAGGGUUCAAAAAUAUUUUUAAAUCCAAGUCACAUUUGAACAGCUUUACGUCAGGCUUUUCAAAUCAUUUAGUUGAAUUUUUUCAAUUUUUUAAAUUAGGUGUGUUAAGAUGAAAUUUGUAUCAUCAAUUAAUUGGAAUAUUGUAAAAUAGUGCAAUUUGUUGACCAGAAUAAAGAUUGGAACAUAUUAUUCAGUUACAACAAGAGUGGUAUUGAGCCUUUAAAGGAACAGGUCUACGUGUGUUGUUGAACGUGUAAAAGCGAAAUAUUUUCUUAUCUUGAACUGUAGUACUGUAUUUAAAAUACAUGAAUAACAUGUUUUAUUGUAACUAUUGAAUAAACGCAAGACAUAUCGUA
This is a messenger RNA of Patella vulgata (common limpet), 9312 nucleotides long. RefSeq lists its product as uncharacterized. The coding region runs from base 32 to 3307 and encodes 1091 amino acids. Gene Ontology annotation, molecular function: fatty acid synthase activity. The transcript has 2 exons. Gene Ontology annotation, biological process: fatty acid biosynthetic process. NCBI's taxonomy places the organism in Eukaryota, Metazoa, Mollusca, Gastropoda, Patellidae. The record is from RefSeq and is a predicted model, not a curated record.